GAAGAAAACGACAUGGAUCCUUUCUACCAGACGGGCCCCAUUUAUGUGAAGGUGAACACCCUGCAAGGAAAGAAAAUGGUUGAAAGCGGUCUGCAGUCGGGAGACUUUUCCCUGCCCGAGUCUCUGUCCCCAUGUCUCCCCCCGCAACCUGAAAUGGAGAACCUGCUGCAAAAAGUGACCGGGGUCCAGAGGGACCUGGAGGAUUUCAAACAGGAGACACUGCAGGCCAUUCACCGACUCGAGAAUGCCUACUGCGAGAUGAGCAGGACUCUGGCCCAGCAGGAAGAGCAGGCGGCGAGGGUGAAGCAGCGAUUGCGCGAGGAGGAGGACCGGGGCAUCGUGCGGAAUAAGGUCCUCACCUUCCUGCUCCCCAGGGAGAAGCAGCUGCGGGAGCACUGCCGAUGGCUGGAACAUGUGUUGGUAAAGACUGGGAGUCAUGAGGUUCAGGGAUCUGCAAAGAAGAUUUCAGGGAACUGA
Molecule: messenger RNA, 477 nt
Organism: Vombatus ursinus (common wombat)
Lineage: Eukaryota; Metazoa; Chordata; Mammalia; Diprotodontia; Vombatidae
Gene: CCDC182
Product: coiled-coil domain containing 182
Exons: 1
Coding region: 13-477 (154 amino acids)
Source: RefSeq, a predicted model, not a curated record